This is a messenger RNA of Cuscuta epithymum, 655 nucleotides long. NCBI's taxonomy places the organism in Eukaryota, Viridiplantae, Streptophyta, Magnoliopsida, Solanales, Convolvulaceae. The record is from the annotation of a GenBank genome assembly.
AUUACCUACUUUCAUUCCGCUAUCAAAAUCGUAGCUCAUGAAAUACUAUAUGGAAGAUCUCCACCUUUACACUUGCCAUAUAAGGAGAGUAAAAAAACUGUAAUUAGCAGAAGCUUGAGCCAAAGGGAAGAAAUGAUAAAAGAGUUGGUAUUUCAAUGGCAAAGGGCUCAGAAGAGAAUGAAGCAGCAAGCUAACAAAAAUAGAUCGAAAGGAGUAUAUCAAAGAGUAGACUGGCACCUAAGUACUACAAUCAGCAAGGUGGCUUACAAGCUUUCACUACCAACAAAUUCUCACCUUUUUUCCAUCGAGGGUUGUUGAAAUACUUGCAAUUUUCCGUGAUUCUAGUGUACCUCAAGAACCAAAUGAAAUUUUGCAAAGAAAGUUGGUGAAAAAAGGAGAAGCAGAGAAUGAUUUCCUGUAGAAGAGGCCACUUGGAUGUUUGCACAUGAAUUCACCCAACAUUUUCUUCAGUUACAUCUUUGAGGACAAAGAUGCUAAGGGAGGGAGUAAUGAUGACUCAUUUGGUAAUGUCAGCAGAGUUAGUUAGCUAAUGUGCCACUUGAAAGAUUCUGUUAACAUUUAAGGUUUAUCAGUUGCAACCAAACCUACAUGUAAGCGGUAAUGAACGGGUAUAUGAAUAUUCAAUAAUAUCUGC